Messenger RNA from Kalmanozyma brasiliensis GHG001, 3294 nucleotides. Its product is annotated as ATPase, AAA-type, core. The record is from RefSeq and is a predicted model, not a curated record. The coding region runs from base 1 to 3294 and encodes 1097 amino acids. The transcript has a single exon. NCBI's taxonomy places the organism in Eukaryota, Fungi, Basidiomycota, Ustilaginomycetes, Ustilaginales. Gene Ontology annotation, molecular function: ATP binding; ATP hydrolysis activity.
AUGGCGGAGUCAAGCUUGCUGGAAGGCAAUGGCCUCCUCGACCUCGACACAGCCGCCACCGCCUCUCUCAUGUCCCAAGCAAAAGCAGACGAGCUUUUCCCAAGCGCGAUGGACCCCUUUCGCGAGCGCCACCUCAACCUCCUGAGCCCAGCUGGCUCGCAAAGUGAAGCGCAAAAGGCGCUCAAUGCAUGGGGCUCGCAGGGAUCUGCGAAGCUGAGCCGUCCGGCUUACACUCAUAGCCCAGAUCGAGGCGAGCCCAUGGACUUCGACGCCGACCUCGAUCUCGACCAGCUGCUCGACGAAGAGAUGCAGCUGAGGCAGGACUCGGCGCAGAUGGAUCAGGCACACAGCUUCGCCAUGUCGACCUCGUUGGGUCAGCCCGAUGAUGACGAGCUUGAAGCUUUCCUCAUGGCAGAAGAAGAGCACAUCGCCUCAACCUCAACUCAACCGCGACAAGGGCGCCCACCUUCGCCACCUCACGAUCUAGAUUCAUCUGUGGCUUCUUCUGCAUCCGACUUCCUCGAGAGCAACGGCUUGCUCGGUGGCUCAUCAUUGCCGAGCUCCCAGCAUUCCAUGGCUCCAGCGUUAAAGUCACAGACAGAACCAAUCGAGCCAUUCCCAACAUCUGCACAAGCACCAUCGUCCAGAGCGAUCGAGGCCAUCUCGGCACUCGACAUGCUCGAGCAAGAGACCGUUCCAGCCGCUGCCACAGAAGACGCCCGACCAGGACCGUCCCGACUGCCUGCUCGCGCAAAGCCUGCGAGCAUCCCCAAGUACAUACCCGCCGGAUUUGUCAACGCGACCACGAUGGAUGGCACUCCGAUCCGCUUUGAACGACGCAGACGCAUGAAAGGCUGGAAGGCGCCGGCGAUCAUGUCGGACGUCGACGCUUCUCAGCUCUUGGAACGACCCAUUCACCAGUUGCUGGAUGCCGUCGAGGCUUUGAAGGCGCUUGAUGUACUGGAACGCGACGAGUCCUUACAACGCGAUUCGCGACGGGCGGUCAAACCCAGCGCAACGAGCGCGUCGAACGCGACGAGGCAGAUGUGGGUGAACAAGCAUCGACCCAACAAGUUCACGGAGCUGCUUGGUGACGAGCGCGUCCAUCGCGAGGUGCUCGGCUGGCUCAAAGAGUGGGACGAGUGCGUCUUCAAGCGCAAAAACCAUCGCAAGGAGCGCCAUCGUCAGUACAUACAGGCCAAGUACGGGUUGCCCGAGAACAGCUUUGGUGGCGACAAGGGCGGCGAGCACAUGUGGAAGGACCCGUUCGGACGACCCAAGGAGCGCAUCAUGAUGAUCUCGGGUCCUCCCGGACUGGGAAAAACCACACUUGCACACGUCAUUGGCGCGCACGCCGGCUACAACGUAUACGAGCUCAAUGCGAGUGACGCCCGCACCGCUGGGGCCGUCGAGGAUGUGAUCAAGAUGGCGCUCGAGUCUGGCAGUCUCAAGGAUCCAAGGCCGACGCUGGUGGUUAUUGACGAGAUCGACGGCGCGACGGGAGGCGGAGGUGGUGCUACGGGCGAGUCUCACGGCUUUGUUCGUGCACUGGUGCGACUUGUUGAGCAGGGCAAGGGUGCGGGCGCCAAAGCGGCCGGUCUUGCCGCUCGUGGCAAGAAGCAGCGGAAGGGCUCCAAACCUCUGCUCCGACCCAUCAUCUGCAUCUGCAACGACCUCUACGCGCCGUCUCUGCGUCCGCUGCGACCCAUGUCAAAGCUGGUUCGCUUCAACAAGCCACCUACCAACCUCGUGGUCAAACGUCUGCGCGAGGUGUGCGAAGCAGAGGACCUCUCGGUCGAAGCUCGUGGGCUGUCGCUCUUGGCCGAGCUGACCAACGGCGAUAUCCGCUCGUGUCUCAACGCGCUUGAGUUUGCAAAGACCAAGAACAUCGCGCUCACUGAAGCGGCGGUCAAGAGCGCUUCCGUCGGCAUCAAGGAUACGGGUGGUACCGUCCACAAGGCCUGGGAGAUGCUCUUCCGCCGGCAGAAUCGCAAGCAGGCUGCUGCUUCGAACAUGAAGGGUGCCAACGCGCACGCUGCCGACGGAGCGGCCUCACCGUGGAACUCGUCUCGCAAGGCAUCUGCGCAGGAUCUCACCUCAGACGGCAAAGAGAAGCAAAAGGACUUUGCGCUGAUCGACACGCCCUCGGAGAACGUCAACCGCAUCGUGCACGAGGUGACGAGCUGCAACGAAUAUGACAAGCUUGCGCUUGGCUGCUUUGAGCAUUACCCGACGCUGCGUGCUGCCGACGGAGGGUGGAAGCGGUACCGUCAGGUGCACGACUGGCUGCACUUUGGGCAGAGCAUUACAAGCCGGGCAUGGUCGCAGGGCAACUUUGAGCUGCUCGGUUUCAUGCCUUGGUCGUUUGUGCCCUGGCAUCUGUGCUUUGCGCAUGUCGGCAAUGCACUCCCCGAGUAUCCCAAGGUGGACUACGAGAACCAUCUCAAGACGAUGGCAUUCAACGAGAUUGCGUCGCAAAUCGUGGCGGUUCUGCCGGCCCAUGUGCGAUCGCAGUUCAACCGGCAGGCGGUGAUCACGGAGCUCGGCCCGUCGCUGAUGCGCAUUCUCACGCCGGAGCUGCGGCCGGUCAACAAUCAGCUCUCGCGAGCCGAGGACAAGCAGGUGUUCGCCUCGCUCGUCGAGAUCAUGACCUCGCUCAACGUCAAGUUUGUGCAGGACAAGAUUUCGGAGGAGGAAGCUGCGGCGACGGGGCAGACGGCCGGUGCGCUGGUGUACAAGCUCGAUCCGCCGCUCGACAUCUUUACCCAGUUCGAGGGCAAGAGGUCGAAGGAGAUCGGUCCGUCGCGCUUUGCGGUGCGACAGCUGGUGGCGAGGGAGAUGGAGCGACGGCUGCUGCGCAGGAAUGCCGGCGUCGAGGCUGGCGAGGAUGAUGCCGGUUCGACGUCCAAGACUGCUACCGCCAUCUAUCGGUCCAAGAGCGAAAGUGCGAACGCCGUGCGCGAUGGCAUCAAGGGCAAGAAGGACAAGAUCGCUGUGGACUUCUUUGGUCGACCCAUCGUGCAGAAGAGCGCGAGUGUGCCUGCGGGCUUGUCCGUCGUUCCAAUUCCAGACGGAAUGGGCGGCAAGAAGAGGAAGGUCUCGGAAGGUCGCUCUUCCAGCACUUCCGACUUGAAGAAGACGACGGACGACCCGAUGGCAGCUGAUGCCGACUCGUCCGCAGCAGCAGCGGCCGAAAAGGUGGAAAGCGAAGACAAGAUCAAGGUCUUCUAUCGCUACCACGAGGGCUUUUCGAACGCUGUCCGACGGCCCAUGAAGAUCUCUUCGCUGUUGUAG